AUUAUUAUUAUUCGUCCACUUGUUCACUAUUUAGUGAGUUAUUGUUUACGUGAGUCGUGAAUGAUUAGUUUAAAGAAUUCAAGAAUCGCGAAUCACAUCACACGUUGACUUGGACCGACGAAGCAGUUGAAUUGGAGACAAAUGCCUCAAAUCGGAAACAAGACCCUAAAUAAUUAUUAAUACAGAAUGUCAGUGGUUCUAGACGACAAGACUGAGUUUAUGUCAAAUCCUUUUUACGAUCAACACGAACCGAGCAACUAUCAAACUUUCUACGUGACUCUYGGUGUGUGCACUGUGUUUGCCUUUGCACUGGUGGUCGUCAACUUGUUUCUGUGUUGCUUUUCCAAGCACAGACAUUACUGGAGAAAUAGCGAAACGGGUAAUCGUUACAUACUACCAAUUUGGAUCAAGACGCCCGCAAAACAAGCUCCACUCGAUCUGAAAGAGUUGGAGACAAAUUUUUCGAAACCAAAACCAGUUUACGACUCAGGGGUUCCUCAAGAAUUCGUCGAGCUCCACAAGAAAGAGAGUGACAUUUAAACAGAACAAUGAUUCACAUAUUUUCACCAUUGUUAUUGUUGUUGGCCAUGUUUGUAUUGUUUGUAAUUAUUGCUAUUGUGAGGUAUGGGGAGCGAUUCUGUUCGGUACACAGAGACCCUAUCAACUACAAUAAUUACAACAACGAAUACGUAGAACAAGUAUCAUACGCUUGAUUAAAAUUUUUAAUUCACACACCUCUAGAGCUUCAAAUAAAUAUGGGUUAAUUUUACUUCAUUUUCACAAUUUAUACUGCACAAUCUUAUUACACAGUGUCUUUUAGGUUGUGCAAUCACUUAAUAACAAAAUAUGAUUAACUUCGAUGACAUUAAGUGAAUAAUUUGAGACUUAAUCACAAAAUUUUUAUUUAAUUUCAUUUUUACUCCAUUAGUGAUUUCUUAUUUUUAUUAUUAGUAAACAAAUGUUAUUCAUUGAUUUAUUUCACGUAAUUCACUAGUUGGUUAAAUGUAAUAUUAUCUUAUUUGUAUCAAUGUUUAAUGCAUUCAUCAAUUCUAUUAAUCUGAACAAGUUAAUUUUAUUAUUAAUAUUUAAAUAGGUACAACAUAAUG
Messenger RNA from Diuraphis noxia (Russian wheat aphid), 1106 nucleotides. RefSeq names its product wurmchen 1 transmembrane protein (gene wrm1). The record is from RefSeq and is a predicted model, not a curated record. Lineage: Eukaryota; Metazoa; Arthropoda; Insecta; Hemiptera; Aphididae.